AUGCGCGUUGGUGACUGGAUGGUCUUCAAAGCGCCAGCCAUCCCACAGGCGCCAAUGCUUAAGAGCUCGACAAAGGCCGAGCGCCGUCAAUUCAUGAGAGAUUACCAGUACCUGGAGAAGGUGGUCGCAUUGCAGACGUCUACCACUAAGCCCUUGGUGGUACCGGUGUCAGCCUGCAUUGACCACUUCACGACAGCCAUGUGGGAGUUGGACAAACCAGCUGACUCUGUCACGGAAGCUGAAAGGGUCGGGUGGAUGCGCCUCGGCUACGACGUUUUACCCUCUGACCUCGACACGAUCCGCGCUCGGCUGCGCAGUUUGAUGCUUGAGGGUCUAAUGAAGACCCUCGAGGUGGACAACCAAGAAUGGGUCCUCCAAGAGGAGGGGAAGAUGAUGGUCGGCAUCAUUAUCGACGCAAAAAAGUCUGUUGGCCUCCAGGAGGGCGGAGAUCCUCGUCGGACGGCCCGUAAUGAAGCCUUGGGGUAUUCCGACGAUGGGUUGCUCGUGGCGGGAAGUAAGCAAGCCGCCAUCUGGGACCUGGACGCUCUAGAUCCAGAGCCAGAACCGAUAACGACCAUGGAGAGGGUGAAUCGCCUUAUGCAGGCGGAGUUGGAUUACCGCGGGGACGACGACGGUGGUCCCCAGUGCCCGACGCCAUUGCCGUGUUCGGAAGUACUCGCCGCGAAACUGGUGCGGGCAGAAGAGGAAGGUCUCUCUGCAGUGUCUCUUGAGCAGCUGCGUCGGCUGCUCAAGGUGUAUACGGAUGUGUUCCGAUUGGAAAUGAGCUGCUAUCCGCCUAUCAAGGUGGAGCCUCUGAAGGUUCGAGUCAAGCAGGCUGCGAGCCCCGUGAAAUUUGAACUGCAUCGGUACCCGCCUCUCCAUAUGGAGUACCUCAAGGGGCAAGUGGGUGAGCUCGAACGCGACGGUCUCAUCCACCAAAACAACCGGUCGAGGUGGGCAUGUGCCCCGCUCAUCGGCCCCCAGAAGGACUGGCGACUACAGAAUGACGAUCGAUAG
Molecule: messenger RNA, 1017 nt
Organism: Aphanomyces invadans
Lineage: Eukaryota; Oomycota; Saprolegniomycetes; Saprolegniales; Verrucalvaceae
Exons: 4
Coding region: 1-1017 (338 amino acids)
Source: RefSeq, a predicted model, not a curated record